Pseudocercospora fijiensis CIRAD86 is the source of this 760-nucleotide messenger RNA. RefSeq lists its product as uncharacterized. The transcript has a single exon. NCBI's taxonomy places the organism in Eukaryota, Fungi, Ascomycota, Dothideomycetes, Mycosphaerellales, Mycosphaerellaceae. The record is from RefSeq and is a predicted model, not a curated record. Bases 62 to 544 code for a protein of 160 amino acids.
CUCAACACUCGAUAUCAACCACGGCCAACUUUGCAGCACAUCAUCAGAUCAACCAGCAGCCAUGCGUUUCUCUACCAUCGCCGCCAGCACCUUCGCUGCUCUCGCCUACGCUCAGGACACAAGCAGCGCCAUGUCAGCCGAGUCUUCUGCCUUGAGCUCUAUCUCGCGCGUCGCUACAUCAGUCAGCUCCGUCAUCAGCUCGGAGUCCAGCCGUGAGGCCAGCCUUUCCUCUGAGCUGAGCUCCGCAACCAACAGCGGCAGCUCUUCGCUCGCAUCUUCCCUCUCUUCCAGGCUUUCAUCGCUCGCCGCCUCCGAUGCUGCCAAGGAGUCCUCUAUUGCUGCUUCACUCAGCAGUGAGGCCGCCACUGCCACUGGAGCCGCGAAAACCUCGCUGCAGAUGCUUGCCUCCUCUGCUGCGGCUGCAGCCACUGGCAGCCACGGAGGUGUUGUUGCCCCAACUGGUACUUCAUCUGCAGGUGCCAUGCAGACUCUCGUCCCAGUCAUCGCUGCUGGAGCUUUUGGACUGCUCGCUGCCGCCCUCUAGGCGCUUACUUCGAUCGACAGCACUGGCAUAACAGGAUUAAACCGGUAGCACGAUGGACAUGGAUGGCAAUUCUUUGUAGUGUACCUGGAACAUGGUGAAUGCAGGCAUCUUCGAUCUCGACCAUACUGAGUGCAAUCCUCCUUUUACUCUUGGCUUGUAUGUUUGGCUUCUUACUGUUCAAGGAACGCGUUGUUCAUGCCAGCAGGUUUUUCUCCU